AUGGUUGGUACCGAGGCACUUGUUAGGCAUCCUCUAUCUUGGAUCCCCAUUCGGUCUUGCCAUCCUUCAGCGCUACCCGCAGGCUCGUCCGUCGCCGGCUUAGCGGUAUCAUACGUCUUCACCUGGCUCCUCUCCCGCUACUCCUUCGCCACAGCCACGCGCGUCUGGGCGCUCGUCGCCUUCGCCGUGCCCGCGCUCCUCGUCUUGUCCGCCAAACCGCGGCUGCCCGUCGUGGCUGCAUAUGAACCACCGACACGACGCAACAACAACAACAGCCGCAGCAUCAAAACCUCAUUCCGCUUCGUGCCGACCAACAGCUUCCUCUCCUCCCAGCUCGGAAACGUCUUCCACACCCUCGGCCACUUCAUCCCGUCCACCUACCUCCCCUCGUACGCGCGCUCCCUCUGCUUCUCCCCGGCCGCCGCCGUCACCACCUCCCUCGCGCUCGUCAACGUCGGCGGCUUCUUCGGCAACAUCGCAGCCGGCGCCCUCUACAGCGACGCGCUCGACAUCUCGCUCGUCGUCCUCGCCGUCAGCCUCGCCGCCGCCGCCGCCGCGAGCUUCCUGCUCUGGGGCCUCAUGUCGGGCUCCGUGGCCGUCUCCCACUCGUCGGCGGGCGUGCUGGAGACGGGCCCGGCAUUUGGGCUGCUGGGCGCUGGUCGCGGGAUCGGUAGUAUCGCGUCGGGUCCGCUGAGCGAGGCCCUGCUGGGGACGAUGCUGGCGAAGGGGAGCGGCGGUGAUGGCGCGUUUGGGUACGGGUUCGAGUAUGGGUCGUUGAUCGUGUUUGCCGGUGUGGCCAUGUUGCUUGGAGGCGCGCCCGGCUUCGCGGCGAAGAAGUUGGGGUGGAUGUAG
This is a messenger RNA of Diplodia corticola, 852 nucleotides long. Its product is annotated as mfs monocarboxylate. Lineage: Eukaryota; Fungi; Ascomycota; Dothideomycetes; Botryosphaeriales; Botryosphaeriaceae. The transcript is spliced from 3 exons. The coding region runs from base 1 to 852 and encodes 283 amino acids. The record is from RefSeq and is a predicted model, not a curated record. Gene Ontology annotation, cellular component: fungal-type vacuole membrane.